AUGUUUUCUCGAUUUUCAUUUCAUGUACAACCCACGAGCGUAUCACUGGCAUUAAACUUGCUGGGAACUUCCUUACACGUCGCAUCCGAGAAAGGCCAAGUUGAAGUAGUGAAGUGUUUGAUUGAAAACGGGGCAAAUAUCAACGCAGGGAAGGUUUUCCAGAAAACUCCCUUACACGUCGCAUCCGCGAAAGGCCAACUUGAAGUAGUGAAGUGUUUGAUUGAAAACGGGGCAGACAUCAACGCAGGGAAGGCCUUCCAGGGAACUCCCUUACACGUCGCAUCCGAGAAAGGCCAAGUUGAAGUAGUAAAGUGUCUGAUUGAAAACGGGGCAGAUAUCAACGCGAGGAACAUCUCGCAGAGAACUCCUCUACACGUCGCAUCCGAGGAAGGCCAAUUUGAAGUGGUCAAGCGAUUAAUUCAAGAAGGCGCGAAAAUUGACGCAUGGAACAACCUGCAGGAAAGUCCCUUACACGUCGCGUCUGGAAAAGGCCAGGUUAAAGUGGUCAAGUGUUUGAUUGAAAGCGGGGCAGAUAUUAACGCAAGGAAAGUCUUCCAGAAACCACAGCUAAUUAGUUCCCUUUUUCAGAAAACUCCGCUACACGUCGCAGCCGAAUAUGGUCAAGUUGAAGUGAUCAAGUGCUUGAUCAAAAAUGGGGCAGAUAUCAACGAAAGGAACAUCUGGCUGAAAACUCCAUUACACUUAGCAUCCGAAAAUGGCCAAUUUGAAGCGGUCAAGUAUUUAAUUCAAGAAGGGGCAGAUAUUAACGCAAGAAGUGCCUUCCAGGUGAAGCUCAUUUCUCAGUACUAG
Molecule: messenger RNA, 810 nt
Organism: Enterobius vermicularis (human pinworm)
Lineage: Eukaryota; Metazoa; Nematoda; Chromadorea; Rhabditida; Oxyuridae
Source: the annotation of a GenBank genome assembly